Molecule: messenger RNA, 1968 nt
Organism: Fusarium graminearum PH-1
Lineage: Eukaryota; Fungi; Ascomycota; Sordariomycetes; Hypocreales; Nectriaceae
Product: phosphatidate cytidylyltransferase
Exons: 4
Coding region: 334-1698 (454 amino acids)
Cellular component (GO): endoplasmic reticulum membrane
Molecular function (GO): phosphatidate cytidylyltransferase activity
Source: RefSeq, a predicted model, not a curated record
UCCUUAGAAGCGCCUUUCUUCGUUCUACAGGCCAAGCCUUUUCCGAUUGACGAUUCUUUUCAGGGACCAGACCCUUCUCCUCCGACCCCGUAAUUACCAUCGAGCUUGCCCCAACUUGCGCGACGACGUCACAGGUCACUUGAAGCAAAUUUGUGAGAAUAGACAACUGUCUUUUUCGCAACAACCUCGACAAGAGCCCGUACUACGCCAGCGACUUGACGUCCACCAGACCAGACGACGUCAGCCGACGAUAACCUCACUGCCGAAAUUCUUGGCAGUAACCAGCAACAAGAAAAAAAACAGCGCCCACUAUAGCGCAUUUAAGUCAACACCAUGGCUCGAUCAAAGAGAGGGGUUAGGUUCCCCAACCGAUCUGACGGACGACGAUCAAGCUUCAGCAGUGAAGAUGGUGGUUCUCCCACCAAGCUCAAGUCCCAAUCUUCGGGCCAGCUGGAAACAGUCAGCGAGAAGCAGCCUCCAGCAGUUGGCGAGAAGCAAGCCGAGUACGAAAAGAAGAAGGCCAACUUCAUAACUCGCACUUUCUGGACCUUUGUCAUGUUCGCCUUGUUCUUUACCGCGCUCUUUAUGGGACACAUCUACAUUAUUACCAUUAUUACCGCUAUACAGAUCGUCUCGUUCAAGGAGGUUAUUGCCAUCGCCAACGUCCCCAGCCGUGCUCGCUCCCUUCGAUCGACUAAGAGUCUCAACUGGUACUGGCUGGCAACUACCAUGUACUUCCUCUACGGCGAGACUGUCAUUUACUACUUCAAGCACAUUAUUCUGGUUGACAAGGUUCUGCUGCCUCUGGCCACUCACCACCGCUUCAUCAGCUUCAUCCUCUAUGUCUUCGGUUUUGUCUUCUUUGUCACCUCUCUCCAAGCUGGCCACUACAAGUUCCAGUUCACCAACUUCGCCUGGACUCACAUGGCUCUGUACCUCAUUGUCGUUCAGGCCCACUUCAUCAUGAACAACGUUUUCGAGGGCAUGAUUUGGUUCUUCUUGCCCGCCGCUCUUGUCAUCACCAACGACAUCUUCGCUUACAUCUGCGGUAUUAUGUUCGGACGCACUCAGCUCAUCAAGCUGUCUCCCAAGAAGACCGUCGAAGGUUUCGUUGGUGCUUGGAUCAUGACUAUCAUCUUUGCCAUGAUCCUCUCCAACAUCAUGAUGCGAUCCAAGUUCUUCAUCUGCCCUGUCAACGACCUGGGAGCCAACAUCUUCACCGGCCUCAAGUGCGAUCCCAACCCGGUCUUCCUCCCCAAGACAUACGAGAUGCCCGAGCUGUUCUUCCUCCCCGAUACCGCCAACUUCUCUUUCACGAUUGCUCCUAUGCAGAUUCACGCUCUCAACUUGGCCACUUUCGCUUCUCUCAUCGCUCCUUUCGGUGGUUUCUUUGCUUCUGGCCUUAAGCGUACCUUCAAGAUCAAGGACUUUGGCGACUCUAUUCCUGGACACGGAGGUAUCACUGAUCGCAUGGACUGUCAAUUCAUCAUGGGUUUCUUCGCCUACAUGUACUUCCACACAUUUGUUGCUAUCCACAAGGUCAGCCUUGGAUCAGUACUCGAGACAGCAAUCACCAGCCUCAACCCCGAAGAGCAGGUCGAGCUUGUCAAGAGCAUGGGUCAUUACCUCCGAAACCAGGGCAUCGUGACAGAAGACGCCAUCGCAUGCAUUGAUCGUCUCUUGCCCGGGAAGCAAUAAGUUGUCGCCGGAUAACAUACUUCUCGACUCCGACACAUAGUUUCAUAUUCUACUGGGUUAUCUAUCCCAGUCCCUUUUCCACUCACCCCUGGCGUUCUUUUUUGUUAUAGAGCUUCAGUGCAAAGCUGUACGUUUACAUGCUCCGGGUUUUGUAGGGUUCAAACCUGACUUGAGCUUAGGGUGAAAAAAUUAAAUAGUCUAAGAGUUGGAAACGUGGUAUAAAGCGACUAGAUUACUUCGUCUUUUAUGCUGUCAGAGUCGUUUCUCCUA